CUCACUAUGGCUUUAGCCGCAAGCAGGACCCUCUUGGCGCUAUUCGUUACGUUUUGCGCACCUGGAUGCGGAUGGUCAGCAGAGAAGCCCCUGCGGUCACAGAAUGGGAAACAGACAUCUUUGGAUAAGAGCCUGAGGGAGCGCUGGGAGCCGUCUAUUCAUCUCGAUGGAAGACCUGUGGACCGCUUCGUCAUCAGCUCCAACAAACCCACGAGGUCUCAUCGCUUCGCUAAAAUGGGAAAGGACAGUAGCCCUCGUCUAAUGGAGGAUGUAGAUCCCGAAUGGGUUAACCUGGAUGGCUUUGCUGUGUUGGGCGUUGCACCGGUCAGAAACUCAUCAGCAGGUCCGGUCAGGUCUCGGCAAACCGCUGCCAGAAAAACAUCCUCGGUACAGCGGCCCACCAUGGUGAACAGAACAGCCCACUCAUCAGGCGUUUCCAAUGCCAGGACACACAGGAGGGCCCCUCAGUCCUCCUCAGGGUCCAGGCAGCCUGAGAGGGCGUUGGGAAGAGCCCCCCCGCUGGGAAGGAGACGCCAACACCACACCAAGCCUCAAUCUGACCAGAGAAACCGAAACAAAGCCAAACUAACCUCUGAGUCCGUUCAUGUGGUGUCACUGCAGGCACAGAAACCCAUGGGACGGAGCGCACCUGCCAACAGAGCAAUCGCAACCAAAACAACCACACCAGAGCCGCCAGAGUAUGAGGCCCGGGACAUCGGUGUCAGGGUUAUGUCCCCUCAGUCGGUCCUCAUCUCAUGGGUGGAUCCUGCUGUGGAGAUGGGGAAGGUCGGCCCAGAGGAUAUCAGAUCCUACACAAUAAAGUACAGAGAGAAGGGUGAGUCGGCACGCUGGGAGUACAAGGACAGCACCCAGAGGAGGAUGCUGGUAGACACCCUGUUUGCUGACGGCAUGUACGAGUUCUCUGUCAGAAUCUCUCAGGGAGAGAAUCAUGGAAAGUGGAGUGUCUCCGUCUUUCAGAGAACCCCUGAGUCAGCUCCAUCUGGGCCACCGGAGAACUUCGAGGUCAAGCCACUUAGAGGGAAAGGAACUGCUGUCAUAGCAACAUGGGAUCCACCUGAAGAACCCAAUGGGAGGAUAAGAGAGUACAUCAUGUCUUAUGCUCCUGCUAUGAAGCCAUUUGGAAUGAAAAGUGUGACGUAUCGUAGCAGCGCCUCCACAGCCACUGUAGAUGGCCUCACACCGGGAGAACGGUACAUCUUCAAGAUCAGAGCCACCAACAGGAGGGGUCAGGGCCCCCAGAGCAAAGUCCUCAGCGUUGUCAUGCCAGGAUCCAGCAGCGGGGCCUCGGCAUCCUCGAAAACCAAAGACAGCCGCAGGACUAGCCACUCUCCUUCCAAACAGGAUACGGACCAUGAGGAAUCGGAUCUCCAAACAACAGAGGCGCCAGAAGAACCAACAACAACAACAACCCCUCAGCCACGGCCUGCUGCACCUGUCAGGCGUGGACGUCCCCUCCUCUCCCAGCCUGUAAGGGGGUCUGUCAGGAACAGUGGGUCAUCCAGAGGAAGAGUUCAAGAUAAAGAAGAGGAGGAAGACGAAGAAGAGGAGAAAGUACCCACGACGCCUACUCCAGUAAAAGAGACGACAACCAUAGAGGUUGUACCAGAGACCAAAGUCCCAGACAAUGAUGUUUCCCCUGAAUUUGAAGAAGAAUUAGUAUAUGAUGAAGAGGUUCUAACUACAGAGACCCCCAGCCUCAAAGUUUCGACGCCCUCUCCAACUAAACCUCGUCCACAUCCACAGCCCAGAAGGCCCAUCAAGAUCCGGGUCCAUCAGAAACCAGGAUCCAAGGCCGCUUCAUCCUCUUCUUCUUCUUCUUCAUCUCCCUCAUCUUCUGGUUCCUCCUCUUCAGCAUCAUCCUCACCUUCUUCAACGUCAUUGUCCUCAUCUUCACGUAUUCAAGAGUCGGCUGCCAGUAGAAAGGACUACGUGGCUUCAGCAUACCCAGAGAGCAAAGGCACCUUUGAUAAACCGAUCCUAACACAUACAAAACCAUCAUCUACGGUUUUGAAAGAGACACGUCCACAGCAGACAGGGGCCACAUCUGUCGGUAGAGGUUCAGCUUCAGCGGGGCGCCCCAAUGGGUCUGGUUUUGGCUCUAGAUAUGGUUUCGGUCGCAGAAAUCCUGGGAUUUUGUCAAGAGGAAAUUCAUCUCGAAUGCUGAAUGGUAACAAACCUGCCAUCACCUCACAGAUGCAUUUACCAAGCAGGACUUCAAACACACGCAGUUCAGCAUCACAGUCGACUUUACCAGACAGGACUCAAAACCACGGAACAACGCAUACUUUAAAUUCAGCCACAUCCAGGUCCCCUUCAGGAAGUGGAACCCACAGCCAGGCUACAUCAGACACAUAUCAUUUGGACAAAUCACAGUCAUCAUCAUCAGGGUCCAAGCCUGAAGGCUCUGCAACUUCCCAGAGCUCAGGCAGCAAUCCAUCCACUUCACAUGGCAGUCCAGACAUCCCAUCCAACACAGACAGCGCCGGCUCAUCUCAGUCAACUUCCCACAGAGGAUCUCACAGCCCUGCAAGUUUACCAAAAACACAGAGCUCACACACAUCACCUGAGCGAGAUACAACAUACAACAAUGGAAAUGAUGACGGUGAUUACAAAAACACAGACGCAGAAUUAACCAAAGUUGAAGAACCGUCUUCGAGCUCUAAACCGCAACCCGCAGUGGAGGUGAGACGGGAGGAGGAAAGAAAGGAGGAUAGCGGUAAUGGGAAACCUGUGGUUCCUCGUACCUCACUCGCUGAAAGGUUUCCCUGGAUAAAGAGCCGCAGGUUUGGUCAAGGGACGAGAGCUUCAUCUUCCAGGCAGGAGGGUAGACACCUCUCCACCAGGACGUCAUCUUCAGUCGGGGCCGGCAGACCCGUCUCGAGGGGGGUACCCACUAGGGUUUCAGGGGCUACAGGUGCUGCCGGUGUAUCAACAAUACAGGAGACAAGUGCAGAUCUAGGGAAGCAGGACUCCCUAAAGAACGGAGUAGGGGAAGGUUCUGUAAAGCAUCCUUUGACCAAUCAAAAUACAGUAUCUAGUGAUUCUAGAAACCCAACUACCUCAUCCUCUUCAUCAUCUUCCUCUGGGGCAGCCACUUCUUCUAACUCUGAAUCCCGUCGUUCCUCAGGUGGACAUAGAGACUCAAGUGAGCCCGUCCAUAGGGAAACUUCAAAUAGUAAUGAUCAUAAUGAGGAUUAUCUUGAGGAAAGGAGUAGAGAAUUAAGUAGAAACAAUGAUAAAGUUGCAGACCCUACAGCGGCCCAAAGGAAUCCUACUUUACCGUCAGCAAACAGAAACUUGGAGGACAAUGAGAGUGUGGAUACAAGGGAAACUUCUUCCAGGACAAGACCUAGUUUACCAUCGGGAGGUGCUUCACCUUAUCGCCGUCCUGGGAUGGGGGGCAACGGGAGGGCCCGCUCUCCUCUGCUUGCUAACAGGCCGUUUGGUGGAUCUAGGCUUCCUUCCAGAGCACAGAACUCAAGGCUCGGUUCUUCAACAUCUGAUGGCUCCUCAACAUCAUCUGAUGCCGCUUCUUCCUCAAAUAUGCCCCAGCCAGUUUUGACCUCGGAUCGUGACGUUGCCACUGGCAAUACUGUGACAAAGACAGGGGGAUUAAUUGGAGGCAACUCCCAGUCUACAUCGUCGUCCUCAGCAUCUAGAGACAGCUCUAGGGGCAAGGGGGGUCGGUCUCGCUAUCCCAUCGUUAGAGGGAAUCUACCCAAUGGAGGACAAGUCAAUGGAAACGGUAAAAAUGGACGACCCAAUCUGACAGCAACAAGUGAUAAAGAGACCCCCACUUCUCAUGGAACCAACAAGGCUGUUGGUCAAAGGUUUAUCACAGGACCUGAUGGAUCCAAAUGGGUGGUGGACUUGGAGCGAGGAGUUCUUAUGAACAAGGAGGGACGAGUUCUCCAGGACUCACAGGGUAAACCUAAGAGAGUGGUGCUUGGAGAGGACGGAAAAACCAUUUUUGACCACCUGGGCAGCCCCCUGGUAAACCAGGAAGGCAUGGCUCUGUUUGGCCACGGCCGGGACAGUCAACCUGUGGUCAACCCAAAAGAUAAGAUCCUCAUGGUUGGAGGGAAACCUUUACUUGGCUUGGACCGUCAUCACCACAGAACAACAACCACCACCAAAGCCACCACAACCAGGGCUACUACCACCACCACCACACCUGAACCCACCACCACUGAAUGGAUCAUAGAGUCUACCACGGCACCACUUUACCCAAUCUGUCCACCUGGUACCUUCUCCAAAACAGAUGAGUACGGUUACCCACUGCUGGAUCCAGAAGGAAUAUUGGACUGUUAUCCAGAAGAGGAAUCCUCAGGAAUGGAAAUGGACCACAUGGUUACAUUAACCAUGGUGCCUGAUGCUUUAGCUCUUGAGAAAGAUGAGUUUCUUGUCCAGACCACCCUGCCGUCCACAACAACAACCACCACAGAGAUCCCCACUCCAGAGCCAGACACCAGACCAUCGAACCAUGGCCCGUCGUCAGAGUUUGACCUCAGCGGGAAGAAGAGAUUCACAGCUCCUUAUGUGAACUACAUCCGGAAGGACCCUUCUUCUCCUUGCUCCUUGACUGAGGCUCUGGAGUUUCUUCAGGUUGACGUCCUAGAAGAUCUGAUACAAAAGGACAGCCUGAAAGCCAAUCAGAAGCAACCUCCCAAAGACAAGCCUCGCAACUUCACAGUGGUCGCCAUGGAGGGCUGUCACUCAUUCAUCAUCCUGGACUGGGGCCGCCCACUGAAGGACGAUAUGGUGUCAGGCUACAUGGUGUACAGUGCUUCAUAUGACGACGUCCUCAACAAUAGAUGGUCCUCUAACCCCUCCAGUGGGACACACCUGGCUGUGGAGAACCUCAAACCUAACUCCAGGUACUACUUCAAAGUGCGGGCCAAGAACGUGUUUGGUUUGGGACCUGUGAGCCAUACACUCACCUAUGUCACAGAAUCAGACGAUCCUCUUCUCAUCGAAAGACCACCUGGCGGAGAACCAAUCUGGAUCCCUUUCAGCUUCAAGUUUAACUCCGCCCACAGCAGCUGUAAGGGCAGCCAGUAUGUAAAGCGGACAUGGUACAGGAAGUUUGUGGGCGUGGUCUUGUGUAAUUCUCUCCGAUAUAAGAUCUUCAUGGGGGAUGGUCUGAGAGAACCAUUUUACAGUAUAGGAGACACUUUUGGCCAGGGGGAGGACCAUUGCCAGUUUGUGGACUCCUACAGGGAUGGGAGGACGGGUCCAGCUUACCUCUCAAAUAAUCUGCCCUCAGCACAAGGAUAUUACCGCGCCUACAGACAGCAGCCAGUUUCAUUUGGAGUCAUUGGCCGACGCACAGCCCAUCCAUUUGUGGGCUGGUAUGAAUGCGGGGUGCCCAUCCCCGGGAAGUGGUAACACAGGGGGAGACGUUGUUACCGAGGGCAACCCUUCUGCAUCCUGCUGCAGGCUCUUACCUUCACUGGUCUUGCCUUUAAAACAGACUUUUGCCUGCCACAAUGAAAUUACACCACUAUGAAUUUAUCCCAGCUUCACAGAAAGAGAAUAUAGUAAACGACCCAAUGUAUAUCAUUACAAUGCACUUUUUAUAUAAAGCAGUUUGUAUAUGAGGGAAAAAAUAAGCAUGUGUGCUAUUGCUACGUAUAACUCUUCUUAAAGUGUCAUUGUAUUAUUCCCAACCAUCCCCAAAGACAUGUCCUCACCCAGUGUUAUUUAUCUCAUCAAUAACGCACACGCACCGUCAAACCAGUGACAUUGGACCAAAGCACAAGCUGCAAAGUAAACUGUAAGAACGGGCACUUAAAGGUGUGUAUAGGUCUGUUCAUUUUCUAUUGUGAGAUUUGUAUUUCAUAACGUAACAGCUUCUGACUUUUUGUUUGUUUGUUUGUGUUCUUAAUCCAUCAUACUGUGUUUUUUUCCCUGUUACACAUUUUUGGUAUUCACCAGAAUUCAUUAAAAGUUACUGUGUAAGUUUUGUAUGUAUACGGACCAUGAAUAAAAGACCAAAUAUUU
Trematomus bernacchii (emerald rockcod) is the source of this 6024-nucleotide messenger RNA. It is a transcript of the gene fndc1, whose product is annotated as fibronectin type III domain containing 1. The record is from RefSeq and is a predicted model, not a curated record. The transcript is spliced from 22 exons. NCBI's taxonomy places the organism in Eukaryota, Metazoa, Chordata, Actinopteri, Perciformes, Nototheniidae. The coding region runs from base 7 to 5409 and encodes 1800 amino acids. Gene Ontology annotation, molecular function: protein binding.